Messenger RNA from Thlaspi arvense, 1635 nucleotides. The record is from the annotation of a GenBank genome assembly. NCBI's taxonomy places the organism in Eukaryota, Viridiplantae, Streptophyta, Magnoliopsida, Brassicales, Brassicaceae.
AUGAAUACAUUUUUGGUGGAGAAGAACAACCUGAAAGUGACGUCACCAGAGACGAUCAAAGGUGUUUACGAAUGCGCCAUAGGGAAUUUCGGGAUUCCCAAAUACGGUGGAACACUCGUCGGAACCGUCGUGCAUCCAACAUCGAACCAUAAGGCAUGUAAGAGCUUCAGCGAGUUCGGCGUCUCCUUCAAAUCCAGACCUGGGAGAUUACCCACUUUCCUUCUUAUUGAUCGAGGAGAUUGUUAUUUCACAUUGAAAGCAUGGAACGCUCAGAAAGCCGGAGCGGCGGCGAUUCUCGUGGCUGAUAACAGAGUCGAGCCAUUGAUCACAAUGGAUACACCUGAAGAAGACGACGCUCAUGCGGACUAUCUCGAGAAGAUCAACAUUCCUUCUGUUUUGGUAAGCAAAUCCUUGGGAGACAGCGUAAAGUCUGCUCUCUCCGAUGGUAAUAUGUUCACACCACAUUUCAUCACUUGGUAUUGCCCCGAGGCAUUUCGGGUGAGUAAACAGUGCAAGUCUCAGUGCAUCAACCAUGGGAGGUACUGUGCUCCUGAUCCUGAGCAGGAUUUUACAAGAGGGUACGAUGGAAAAGAUGUUGUGGUUCAGAAUUUGCGACAAGCUUGUGUCUUUAGAGUGGCUAAUGAGACCGGUAAGCCAUGGGUAUGGUGGGACUAUGUGACUGACUUCUCUGUUCGGUGUCCCAUGAAAGAUAAGAUGUAUACAAAGGAAUGUGCAGACGAAGUUAUCAAGUCACUUGGCAUUGAUCUUGAGAAGGUAGACAAGUGUAUUGGAGACCCUGAAGCAGAUGUGGAGAAUCCAGUUCUCAAAGCAGAACAAGAGUCACAGAUAGGCAAAGAUUCCCGUGGAGACGUGACUAUCCUCCCAACACUUGUGGUCAACAACAGGCAAUACAGAGGUAAGUUGGAAAAAGGAGCAGUGCUCAAAGCUUUAUGCGCAGGGUUUCAAGAGGCAACAGAACCAGCAAUAUGUUUAACUGAAGAUCAAAACACCAACGAGUGUUUAGAAAACAAUGGUGGUUGCUGGCAAGACAAAGCUGCUAAUAUUACUGCAUGCCUUGAUACUUUCAGGGGAAGACUGUGUGAGUGCCCUACUGUUCAAGGUGUCAAAUUUGUUGGUGACGGAUACACUCAUUGCAAAGCAUCUGGAGCUUUGCGCUGUGGAAUCAACAAUGGAGGAUGCUGGAGAGAUACUCGAGGUGGCUACACAUACUCUGCUUGCCUUGAUGAUCAUUCAAGUGGUUGCAAAUGCCCCCCUGGGUUCAAGGGUGAUGGAGUAAAUAACUGUGAAGAUGUGGAUGAGUGCAAAGAGAAAUUAGCUUGCCAGUGCCCUGAGUGUAAAUGCAAAAACACAUGGGGAAGCUAUGAAUGCAGCUGCGGCAAGGGUUGGUUCUACAUGCGUGAGCAUGAUGCUUGCAUUGGAAAAUUUGGAGCGAAGUUAAGCUGGAGCUUUCUUUGGAUUCUUGUACUUGCUUUAGCUGCUGCGAGUCUUUCAGUAUAUGCAAUCUACAAGUACAGAAUCAGGAGUUACAUGGACUCAGAGAUUCGGACUAUCAUGGCGCAGUACAUGCCUUUGGACAGCCAACCAAACACUACUGGAACUCAUAUGGACACAUGA